Molecule: messenger RNA, 915 nt
Organism: Soboliphyme baturini
Lineage: Eukaryota; Metazoa; Nematoda; Enoplea; Dioctophymatida; Soboliphymatidae
Source: the annotation of a GenBank genome assembly
AUGUUAGACGUCAUAGGCGGUGCUGCUCGAUGUCUGCUUUUGUGGUGUACCAUUGGAACAGCGUUCACCCGACCGAGGCAAGAUGAACUUCACGACCUUGACCCUGGUGAUUUUCAGUCGAUAUCGUUGAAGGGCUUUUUGUCCAUUUUGACGCGGCAUUUCCGGUUUUACUUCUACCUUUAUUACGGCAAUAAAUUUGGGUCAGUCAUCGGCGUUUUGGAGUUUGUGGCUAGUUGUUCGAUGUUCGAUGGCGACGAUCGUCUUGCCAGUCAUCGGUGUCGUGAUGCUAAGUUCGCAAAAUCGACGCUGGACAUCGAGCAACGGGGCAAUGGAACGGGAACCGACGGAUGCGAUGACGAUGCCCACAAUUCCGUCAUGAGGAUGAACGAGGGGCGGCGAGGCAGCCACACUAAUGUCGUCGAGUCCGUGACUGUGACAAACGGUCAAUGUAGUAACCAGUCUAACCUUCACCUGCCGGUGACUGUGACCAUGCAUAAGAAGCGGGCGGCGCCGAAGCCGCCAUGCGAUUUUGUACCUCCAAAAGUAGACCUGUCGUCAACAACAGCGAUUACGACCACCACAAUGUCCACGCCGAAAUUCAGCACGCCAACCGCCACCAAAGAUGACCAAGUGGCAUUGGAGCAUGGCGUCGCCGUUCACAUGGAUGACUCGUGUUAUGGCAGUGAGGAGCCAAGCCCGGCCAGCCAGGAUUCGGCUGCCAUUAAAACACACCCAGUUGUGGUGGCCCCCUUCACUGUAAUGUCGUCAACAACCAGUAAAAAAACGGCGGUUGCCGACGAGGUCGACUCGGCUUCGCAGCUGCUUACUCGGCCAGCACGUAAGUCGAAGAGGAGGGCUCCAAUGCCCCCUCUGACGCUGCCUGUCGAAGAGCCCGAUGACGGUAAUGAAUCUUAA